Heterostelium album PN500 is the source of this 1758-nucleotide messenger RNA. RefSeq lists its product as uncharacterized. The transcript is spliced from 2 exons. Lineage: Eukaryota; Evosea; Eumycetozoa; Acytosteliales; Acytosteliaceae. The record is from RefSeq and is a predicted model, not a curated record. The coding region runs from base 1 to 1758 and encodes 585 amino acids.
AUGUAUCAGAGAGUUAGAUCUUCUUCAAUUGGUUUGGUCGAUAGACCAGCAAAAUCAUGGAGUGCCACUUUGAAGGAUCAGAUGAUACCAACAUCAGGUGAUGUUAAUGCAUUGUUCUCCGUGUUGUUGGAUAACUUGGCUAAUAUUGCCUCGAUGUACGCUAUUCUCGUGUAUUCUUUUGGCAUGCCAAAAGAAAUUGUCUCUACCUAUUUCAUUCCGGGACCUGCUCUCGGUGUCAUGCUUGGUAGUUUGGCCAUGUCAUUCUACGCUAUUUUCCUCGAUCACAGAGAAAACGACUCAAGCGUUUUAUAUACUUCCAUUCCAGUGGGUUUGGAUGCGCCAACCACCAUUGGUCUACCGCUACUAGUGGUCGGUCCAGCCUAUACAAAAGCUAUAUCCGCUGGAAAAUCACCACAUGACGCUGCUAUAGAUGCAUGGUUAGUUGGUUGUACAACUGUAUUUUUAAUUGGUUUCUUCAAACUAGUUUUAACUGUACUAAGUUUUGCACAAAAAUAUUUCCAUCCAGUCGGUAAAUCCGGUGCUUUGGCAGGUAUUGGUUUGGCACUUUUAGGUUUGAAUGAACUUUUAACUAUUUUACAGGAACCUGUUGCUGGUUGGGUAUCACUUUGGAUCAUUUUCAUUUUGUUGCUGCACAGAGUCAACGAGCAUCAUCAGUUCGUUUCAAUCAACUUGCCGUUCAAUUUGUCUGGUGUGUUGGUCAGUGCUAUCAUUGGAUCGAUUAUCUACUACUCGAUGGCCGCUGCCAAAAUCUCAGUGGUUCCAAUGCCAGAGAAUGUAGCAUCGUCCUACUAUCUCAGCUAUCCACAUCCAGCCGACAUCUUUACAACUUUCAAAGCUGCAAUUCAACAGAACAUCUCUAUUGCAAUUCCAUAUGCAAUUCUUGUAAAUAUUGGUGGAUUAACCAUCACUGACGCCGCAGUCUCUGUCGGAAAUAAAUACAACACCAGAAUCGUAUUGCUCAUCGAUUCAAUUACCACUAUCAUUGCCAGUUUCUUUGGAUCGGUAACACAGACCACUCCAUACAUCGGUCACACUGUUUUCCAACAGAAAUUCAAAGCUCGUUCCGGAUACUCUAUUAUCACCGGUCUCAUCAUUGGUUUGGGUGGAUUCCUUGGAUAUCUAUCGUUCCUUACCAACAUCCUUCCAAAGCCAGCGAUCAUUCCAAUCUUUAUUUUCAUUGCCUUUGAAAUCUGUGCUGAAACACUGAGUCCUUCGACACCAAACAGUGGAAUCAAGAAACACCAUAUUCCAGCGAUCAUCUGGAGUUUCUUCCCUGCACUCUUCCAGUUUGUCAAUAUCAUUCUUUCACAGAUCUCACCGGUAUUCUCAUUUGCAAUCACCGAUCCACAAAAGAUCAUCGAUGCAUUCGGCACCAAUCAAUCGGCAGUCGAUGCAAUCGCUGUAAUCACUGUUUUGGCACACGGAUUCAUUUGUACAUCGUUAUUCUGGGGUACCGCUUUGGCAUACCUGCUCGACAAUCAACUGAAGAAAUCAGCACUCUUUUUGGCACUGACAUCGGUGAUUACCUUCUUUGGAAUCAUUCAUAGUGUAAAUCCAAAUGGUGAAGUCUACGUGCCAUGGCAAUCCGGUUCGACCCUCCCAUACCAAUGGUCUGCUGCCUACCUAGUUCUAGCGGUCAUGACUUUCCUUUUAUCUUUUAUCAAAGCAAAGACCGAAGAUUCUCAUUUAGAUAUCCAAACCGACGAUUUCGAACAUAAAUCAUUUCAACAAUAUUAA